AUGCCCGCGAACCAACGGCAAAAGACUGCCCAAUCUCCCCCGUCUCCCUCCACAAAAGCAACUGCGAAGUACACAAACAAGGAUGGUUCCAAGUUCAUAACUGUCCCCAAAGUGACGAACAUUUCCGAUUCCUCUGAGACCUCCCCAGCCAUGGCACAAUCUGCAACCAAGACAAACGGCCAAAUGCCAAACUCUCCGCCGGCAACGAAUGGUUCUGCACCUGCUGUGAAUAGGAAGAAACAAAAGCGAAGACAGAAGCAAGCUGCGAAACUUGCUGCCGAACAGCCAACAGCUCCUCAGACUUAUGGCGCACGAUCUCAGAGGACCUUGCAAGGCCAGAUGCAGGAUUUGGAGGAGCGCUUUCGGGACCAGGCUCUGGACGAGCAAUACGACGAGAAUGGUCAGUUCGAUCCAGCAGAGGGUGAGCCAUAUUACAGUGAUGAGGACGGAGAUGCGUACUCGGGUUCAUAUGGUCAAGAGGGAUCCCCUACGAACGGAUACGCAAUGCCUUCGUCGAAUCCCUCCGGAAAGAAAUCAAAAAAGAAAAAGAAGUCCAAAGGCUCUCAGCCGGAACCCCCAACUCAUAUGCACCACGGAAUGAAUGGUCUAUCUCAUAAUCACGUAUCGCUUCCCUUGCCUCCGUUAGCUACAAACAUGCCACGAGGUCCUGGUAUCUCGAAGGAGAAGAUAUGGAAUACAUCAUCUCAGGAAGAGCGCGAACGAAUAAAGGAGUUCUGGUUAUCUCUGGGAGAGGAUGAGCGCAAGUCGCUUGUCAAGGUCGAGAAGGAUGCAGUUCUGAAGAAGAUGAAGGAACAGCAGAGACACUCGUGUAGUUGCACUGUUUGCGGUCGCAAACGUACGGCCAUUGAAGAAGAGCUCGAGGUUUUGUAUGAUGCAUAUUACGAAGAGCUCGAGCAGUACGCAAAUCACCAAGGAGAUGGUGUACCGCCAAUGAUGCCCCCGCCUCGACGUUUUGGUGCCAUGAGCGGCCUACAACCUCCAAAUCGCCUACCGCCAGCCUUUAGUGGCCAGCAGCCGUCACGUGGUAGAAUAGUGGAACAAAUUGGUGAUGAUGAAGAAGAUGAAGAAGGAGAUGAGGAGUACAGUGACGAUGAUGUAGAUGAAGACGAUUACAGCGAUGAGGAACCGGAAGAACUUCCGCGCAGCCACGCGACCGACUUCUUCAAUUUUGGUAAUAGUCUCACAGUUCAGGGGGGAAUUUUGACAGUAGCGGAUGAUCUGCUAAAAAACGACGGGAAGAAGUUCAUAGAGAUGAUGGAGCAGCUUGCAGAACGUAGGAUGGCACGAGAGGAAGACGCUCGGGAAGCAUUUUCCAAUCCUUCUUAUGGUCAUCCACCAAACGGCGCUAUGCACCCUCAUAAUCAUGCACAUAAUCACCCACCUCCGCCAGAGGAGGAUGAGUACGAUGAUGAAGAUGAGGAAGAGGACGAGUACGAUAGCCAGGAUGAGGACUAUGACGAAGAGGAGAUGGAUACCAUGACUGAAGAGCAGCGAAUGGAGGAAGGACGCCGGAUGUUCCAAAUAUUUGCAGCUCGGAUGUUUGAGCAGAGAGUCCUGACAGCUUACAAAGACAAGGUCGCAAAAGAGCGACAACAAAAGCUCCUCGAGGAAUUGGAGGAAGAGAGUAGGGCUGAUCAGCAGAAGAAAGCUAAGAAAGCCAAGGACGCCCAGAAGAAAAAGGAGAAAAUGGCCCAGAAGAAGCAAGCCCUUGCUGAAGAAAAAGCUAGGCGGGAUGCUGAGAAAGCCGCUGAAGAAGCUGCCCUUCGUGAGGCAGAGGAGAAGAAGGCCGAGGAGCAGCGCUUAAGAGCAGAAGAGAAGCGAAAGAAGAAAGAAGCUGCGAAGAAGGCUGAGGAGGAAGAGCGAACACGCAAAGAACUCGAAAAACAGCGGCGACUCCAAGAACAGCGCGAAAGACAGGCUGAACUGGAUCGCAAACAGCGUGAAGCCAAGGAAAAGGAACGCAGAGAAAAAGAAGAGCAGAAAGUGAGAGAAAGGGAAGCUAGAGAAGCCAAGGAACGUGAGAUGAAGGAACGAAAAGAAAAGCUUGAAAAUGAGAAGCGGGAGAAAGAGGCUAAGGCAAAGUCUGACAGAGAAGCAAAGGAGAAGCAAAAGCGUGAGGAGCUCGUUGCUCAGCAGGCUGCUGCUGCUCAAGCUGCUCUGGCUGCAACUCAAGCGAAGCGACCACCAGUACCAAUACCUGUGAACUUGCAACCUCAUACCGUUGCUUCUCCCCAAAUUCCAGUUGCCACGCCGGCGAUUCCAAAAGUCCCAACCCCGAUCAAGCUUCGAACGACUUCGUCUCAGCAAGAUUCUAAUUCCUCGGUGCCUCAAACGCCACAGACCGGCAGCGUGAGUCAGAACGUUUCCCCAGUUCCAUCAACGCCUUUGCAAGGCAGUCCUGGGCCGAUUGGACCUCCUGGAAAGAAUCCAGCUCAGAAUCUGUACCUGCAUCAUCCUCAAGCAACUUCGCCAAUACACGCUGCUCUGAAGAGUCCUCCUGGAAUGCAACAGCCAAACCCAUUUGGGGGCAUGCCGCCAAUGGGAAUGGGCUUUCAACCAGGUAUGCCAAUGAUGGCCCCUGGAUUUGGUGCUGGGCGCAUGCAACAUGAUCCCAUGUUCCCUCACCAACCCCAAUUUAGACCUAUGCCUGGACCCAACGGGAUGCCCCUCCAUCCUGGACUCGGUAUGCAUAUGCCGCAGGGCAGAGGCUUUCCUUUGCCUCUUGGACCACCUGGAUUUCCACAACAGAUGCCCAAUGGCCUUGGAGGUAUCGGACAAGCUUUUGGUGCACCGAAGGAGGGACCGCCAUCACAAUCUCAUUCGAGACAGCAAUCCGGGACCUACGAGGCACCAGGUUCGCAAGCUCAACCCAUAGCUCGGCCUGCGCCUAUUGGUCGACCAGGUAGUGUUGUUCAUGGCCAGCGUCAUGGUGACAAUGGGAAGACCGAUAUGGAUGACCUGAGUAACCAUCUGGGAAGCAGUGCUCUACUGGAUGAUUCCGAUGAGCCGAUCAGCUCAGGUGCUGGACCAAGACGAUCAAGUGCGGCACCUGGCGGUAUCAAUCGUCAGCCAUUUGUCACGCCUUUCGGUAUCGACCCUGCUGCAUAUGGUGGUCCGAUGAAUGGUUACAAUGGCUGGGGCGUCCCAAAUCCAUUCGGCCCAUCGUCUCUACCUGGUUCGAACUACAUGGGAGGACUUGGUGGUGGCUGGGGCUCUGCAAACAAUUCCUUUGGGGCGAUGGGUGGGGCCCAGCCAAUGCGCCCAUCACAGCCUCGCUCUGUUGCUGUUCGACUGAUGAUUUGCCGCGCGUGUAAAAGCUUAGAGGGCACAACCGCCGACAACUUCUUUGACAUCAAUCUCAUCAAAGAGAAAGUUGACCUUCUGAAUCCGCCUGGUGAUCAGCCAGUUUCCGAGAAGGAAUUGCUUGACAUCUGCGAAACCGAAGGCAAUGCAGUCAACGGCGGUGGGUCCUUCGAUAUUCGCCAGGAUGGGAACACUCAGUCUAUUCGAUAUGAGAACGAUGUCCUACCUCAUCGACCGUUAGGUGCCCCUGGGGAGAUUGGUAGUCCUAUCGUUGGUCAUAGCACCAUGUCUCGCUUUCCUGGUCCACCACCUGGUCUGUUUUAA
Messenger RNA from Cadophora gregata, 3648 nucleotides. It is a transcript of the gene NST1, whose product is annotated as Stress response protein nst1. The transcript has 2 exons. NCBI's taxonomy places the organism in Eukaryota, Fungi, Ascomycota, Leotiomycetes, Helotiales, Ploettnerulaceae. The coding region runs from base 1 to 3648 and encodes 1215 amino acids. The record is from RefSeq and is a predicted model, not a curated record.